AUGACUCAGAUUGGCAAGCCCCACACUGUUCCGUGCAAAGUGACAGGCCGCUGUGGCUCUGUGUUGGUGAGUCUCAUCCCUGCCCCCAGAGGCACUGGCAUUGUCUCUGCUCCUGUGCCUAAGAAGUUACUGAUGAUGGCCAGUAUUGAUGACUGUUACACAUCAGCCAGGGGCUGCACUGCUACCCUGGGAAACUUUGCCAAGGCCACCUUUGAUGCCAUCUCCAAGACCUACAGCUACCUGACCCCCAACCUCUGGAAAGAGACUGUGUUCACCAAAUCUCCUUAUCAGGAAUUCACUGACCAUCUUGUGAAAACCCACACCAGAGUGUCUGUUCAGAGGACCCAGGCUCCAGCUGUGGCCACCACAUAAGGGGUU
This is a messenger RNA of Onychomys torridus (southern grasshopper mouse), 378 nucleotides long. RefSeq names its product 40S ribosomal protein S2-like. The record is from RefSeq and is a predicted model, not a curated record. Gene Ontology annotation, biological process: translation. Gene Ontology annotation, molecular function: RNA binding; structural constituent of ribosome. Gene Ontology annotation, cellular component: cytosolic small ribosomal subunit; ribosome. The transcript has a single exon. NCBI's taxonomy places the organism in Eukaryota, Metazoa, Chordata, Mammalia, Rodentia, Cricetidae. Bases 1 to 372 code for a protein of 123 amino acids.